AUCACCAAAAACACCAACCCAACAAACUACAUUUGACCCUUUUUUUUUAUCCCAACGAAUCAGCUGGACAUUUUCCUCUAUAUACUUCAUUGUCCUUCCUUCCUUCUGUCAGGAAGGGCAGAGACAGAGGCCAAUUAAUAAAGCCCUCUCUUUUCUUCUCCCCAUACAAACAAAUUGUGUUUUUAAUUUGUUUGUGUACGUACGUACCCUACCCCUAAUUAAACAAACACCAACGAUGGGAUUCAAGCUCUACCUGAUCACCCUCAUGGUGGUCUUGGCCAUGGUGGCUAGGUCAUCGGCCAAGGUCCACGAUGCCUCGUGGACUCUCAGCCACUUCGGCGAUCACGAUGAUGAGUCGUUGCUCGACAGCGCCAACAGCAAAGUCGGCGACUUGAUUGGAGAGGAGAAUGAGAUGAUGAUGGAGUCAGAGAGCACUCGUAGGACACUCAGAGGCCGCGGCACGAGGUACAUUGGCUAUGGUGCCCUGAGACGCAAUGCUGUUCCAUGCGGACGCCGCGGUCGGUCUUACUACAACUGCCAAGGAAGGCAGAGGGCUAACCCUUACAAGCGCGGUUGCCGGUACAUCACCCGCUGCGCCAGACGCUAAAUCUGAUCGAUGAUCGAUUUUAUCCAGUUAAUUAACAUGGCCAUAAAGGGUACGUACGUACAAGGAUAUAUAGCGAAGAGAGAAUGAAAGUGGGAUCACUCAUCGAUCAUCACCAUGAUCAUCAUCAUCAUUUAUGCCUGUAAGAUUUAUAUAAUUAAUUUCCUCCUUUGGUGUUUUAAUUUAAAAGAAAAAUAUUAAGUGAAUGUGUUGGUUUAUAUGCCUAUUAUUAUUAUUAUUAUUAAGGAAGAAAUGAAAAUCAAGAUAUAUAUAAUUCGGUACGUAUGUUUUAAAUAAAAUGAGGAAUCAGGAUUUCUUUUAUUUUUUUUAUUUUUUUCUUCUGGAGCUUAUUAAUUUUCCAGUGUUCUUGGGAAUAGCAUGCAUGCAUGCAUGCAAAUUACGUAGAACCAAUGAGGCCAAUAGCCCUUGAUAAUUAAUUGUAUUGCAUGCUUUUCCACAUUGGAUUAGUUCUCCUCUACUUGCAUCUGGAAAU
Pyrus x bretschneideri (Chinese white pear) is the source of this 1097-nucleotide messenger RNA. RefSeq names its product protein RALF-like 19. The record is from RefSeq and is a predicted model, not a curated record. The transcript has a single exon. The coding region runs from base 236 to 607 and encodes 123 amino acids. NCBI's taxonomy places the organism in Eukaryota, Viridiplantae, Streptophyta, Magnoliopsida, Rosales, Rosaceae.